Messenger RNA from Rhodofomes roseus, 2325 nucleotides. RefSeq lists its product as uncharacterized. The record is from RefSeq and is a predicted model, not a curated record. The coding region runs from base 1 to 2325 and encodes 774 amino acids. The transcript has 5 exons. Lineage: Eukaryota; Fungi; Basidiomycota; Agaricomycetes; Polyporales; Fomitopsidaceae.
AUGCCCAACACGUGGACGACCGAAGAACAGAACGAGUGGUUUGCUGACAAAAGAGAGGCCUUCCUCGCAGCUCAGAAAGCUGGGAAAGUCUCCGCGUUUUUUACAGAAACCGAAGGACAAUUCUUUGAGAGGUGGCCAGAGCUGACGCGCUUGUUUGGCCCCGAUGUCGCGCUCAGCACCCUCACGGCCGAACAGGAGGUCGCGUAUAGAGACGCGCUUGUCGCGCGAAAAAAGCGAAUUCACGCGAAGUUCUACAAUCUGCAUUCAAAACUCAAGAAAGGCGAGGCGAAUGGGGUGUCACUAACCUCGCUGCUCAGCGCGUCCGGAAAAGGCGCUGGAACGCGGUGCCCGCAAGAACUGGAGGUGUACAUGAAGCUAUAUUAUAAGGACAAGAUUCAGCCAGGUGUCGAGGCGGAGAUAAAAGAGAACAACGUACCCAGUAGCAAGACGAUCGGCGUGAUACGUCGCCACACCCAACUCGCGUAUGACGACGAAACCGAGGAGGUGAAAGCGGAGGUGAGGGCGAAGUUGUCGGAGUUGAAAGGUGCCGCCGCUGCCGCUGCCGCCAAACAGUCGUCUGCUGCCAAUGCUGGUUUGAGCCCAGCGGAAUAUCAACGCACUAUCAAUGCUCUGCCGCGGAUUGGCCAGGAGGUUACGCGCACCUUAUGUCUCAAUUCAGGGUGGUCGGCCUUCCUUGUGAUCGGAGGUCCGUGCCCCGAGGAGGGAGGGGCGUUGAAAACCAUGGCUUUCUUCGAUGGACAAACAGUCGCUGGGCAUACCUUCAAGCAAGCGUACAUGGGCUACGAGGAGAACAUAAUCGAUCCGUGGAAUGCGUUCCUAAAGGCUGUGUACCCGCGGGAAGAACGGUUACGGCGCGCGUUAACCUCCACACCCGAGCCAGAGUCCUCUGGGCCUUCCGUAGCUACGGCGCCACCACCAUCUACAGCGCCACAGCCCGUCGUGAGACCCGUUGACGAGGAAGACCGCGCACGUCACAACGUUGCCUCACCUCAGGCCGAGGAUACUGGAGGCUCCAUAGAGGUUGGUGAGGAGGCUGGACCGUCGGGAGCGGAAGAGAUUGACCCACCCGCGGCGGAGGAAGCUGGACCGUCGGGAGCAGAAGAGAUUGGCCCACCCACGGCGGAAGAAGUUGGGCCAUCUCUGAUAGAAGAUGCGGCAGCGUCAUCGUUAACGUUCGGCGGUGCGAGUGAAGAUCGGGCACGUACCGCGCCAGACGCUUCUCCCCUCCAACCUGCGUUGACCUAUGACGCCGGCUCUUCCACGCGCAACGUGCCUUACACGUCCUACGGCAAUGACGCUGACCUAUUGGGUCUCCUGCCUAGCAAUAUACCUGGUGUAUCAGCGCCGUUCAACUUCGACGGUCCACUUACCACAAGUGACGCUACGAGGUUCCUGAUCGAUGGGCCGCCCCACCCGUUGUCUUCUGGGAGUGCUAUCGGUCAGCCGUCGCUUCUCGACAUGCUCAAUGAGAACAACCCGUUCCCAAACCUCGAGGGAACGGGCUUCUCAUCCACGCAGACGGAUGCAGCCGGCUUCGGGUAUUCGCCAUCUGCCCCGUCCUACGUUCCUGACUUCGACCCUUCGCUCCUUCCUGACCUCGACCCUUUGCUCCUUCCUGACCUCGACCCUUCGCUCCUUCCUGACCUCGACCCUUCGCUCCUUCCCGAUCCUUCGCUCUUUCCCGACCUCAACACUUCGCUCCCGUUCGCAGGCGUUUCGAGUUCUUCUUUGGGCGAUCCGGCCUCGGCCAUGACACGGCCGACAACACAGGCUUCACCAUGGUGGCCCCAGGCAGUUGAGGUUGCUACGUUGUCCGCCAACAGAUCUGCUACGUCGUCAGCCAGCGAACCCACUAUGCCGCCCGGCAACAAGCCCGCGACAUCGUCUUCAAACGCCACGACCAUACGUGCAUCGCAGAGCGUCGAUCCUCUGCCGGCGGUGCAUUCAGGGCUAUCUCCUACCGAGACCACGAGCCUGGUGGGACAAGCAGCGACGGCGGAUGUGGCAGGUCAUCAAUCAGGACUUUCCCCAGCCUCCACCCAUCUCGUGUCGCAGCAACCGACUAGAGUCCCACUCUCUCGCGUCGAUGAUGGUGGGAACUGUCCCUCAACAACCCCAGAUGCCGAGCACGGACGUCCUCGGCGAGAGCGUCAUGCCCCAAAGCCACGGGACGCUGACUGGAUCCUGACUGCGACACGAUCCCGAGCGAAAGAGAAUGAGCAGGUGAUGGACGCACCUGCCAAACAGAAGAAGCGGGGAGCGACUGACACGGCGACGCCCAGAGCUAAGAGACGUAAGACUUAG